This is a messenger RNA of Drosophila guanche, 8076 nucleotides long. RefSeq names its product fibronectin type-III domain-containing protein 3A (gene mtgo). Lineage: Eukaryota; Metazoa; Arthropoda; Insecta; Diptera; Drosophilidae. Gene Ontology annotation, molecular function: protein binding. The record is from RefSeq and is a predicted model, not a curated record. Bases 204 to 6821 code for a protein of 2205 amino acids. The transcript is spliced from 5 exons.
UUGAUCAAAAAGCCAGCAUCGGGACAACCACACAACGGCAAUAUGUUAUUGCCUUGCAGCAGCAGCAAUCACAACAAUAUGCAACAGUUGUUGUCGCAACAGAACAUAAAUUUGCAUUUUUUCAUGAACUUAAAUGACAAAAAUCUAGAUUAAAGCCAAUCAAAAGGGACUCUACAAAAGUUAUAGGACUCAAAAUCUAAACAAUGGCAGCCACAGCAACUGUCAGCAGUCACGUGGAGGCGAAAGAUGGAAAAGUGGAUUUGGUGUGUGAGGAGUGCGAUUAUUAUGGCUCGACAGCCACGAUACUUAUCGACAGCAGCACCCAAACGGAUGGCGAUGCUGAUGAAGAUGAAGAUGAUGAAUCGGAGGUCAAACCCGUUAGGACCAAAUUAGCUCAAAUUGUGGAGGAAGCUGAAGCUGAGGCGGAGACGGAAGUGGAGGCAACAGCCACACCAGCAAUCAAUGGUAUACGAAAUAAUGGAGCUAUUGAAACCCACACAAAUAUCGAUAUUAGGCACAUCGAUAACAAUAUCGACAGUGUUACAUGCAAUAAUAAUAUAGAAUGCAUACGAAAUGAUAACAACAUUGAUAAUAUACCAAACGGUGAAAACAUCAAUUGUUUAGAUAACGAUAUUAUAGAAGAGAAUGUCGUUAGUGAUGGACAAGUUUUGGAGGAGCCAAAUAUUGAUGCUGUCGAGGGACACAUUCCAAACUCCACUGAACAACAGGAAGAUGAUAUAGAAUCUGAGGACGAAGUGGAACCAGAGCAGGUUGAGGAAGCGGUGCUGAAAGAGGAGCAAGAAGUGGAACCAGAGCAAGAACAGCCUGAGGAAGAUCAGAUCGAUAAUGUGGCCCGUCUGACAGGACUUGCUCUAGAGAUGGGCUAUGCACGCAUCAUUGACUACGAUAAUUUUCGCAUUAUCGAACAUGUCAUCGAGAGCGAUGAUGAUGAUGAUGAUGAUGGGGACGUUGGUGUUGUCCAAGGACCGGUCGCGGGCACAUCACAAGAACUGCACCAGGCCUGCCACGAUUUGGUAACUUUCAUCGGUGAAAGUUAUCAGGUAAUCGAUCGGUCAGGCAAUCACACCCAUUACCAAUCUCCAGCAAACAUUCCAAUAGUCGAUAACAACAACAAUAAUCGCAGCAACGAUAAUCGUGUGUCAGCCCCGGGUCAUAAACAACCGCAUGGAAUGGAUUUACCGGAGCAACUAAAUCAAAAUCCCUCCACAAGCAGCACAGCCGCUGUGGCAGCAGCAGCGGGAGCAGCAUCCACAAGCAGUGCAUUGAUUAAGGCAUAUAAAUCGAAUCUGACACCAUUGGCGCCACCCUUUCAGCCAGCCGCCCUGAAGGCCAAACAGCAGUUGCGACAAUCGGCAGUGGGAGCAACCACCACCAGCAACAUGUCACUUACAACGACAACGACAUCGCAGAGCGGCACUGGCAACGGCAACGGCAACGGCAACGGCACCAGCACCAGCACGCUCUAUGCUGCUUAUGAGCAGACAACGGUCUACUAUCAGCAGCAAAUGCUGCAGCCACCACAGCAGCAGCUUCAGCUCCCACUCAUGCAACAGCAACAGUUGUCCCCCAAGCAGCAGCAGCAGCAGCAGCAACAACAACAGCAACAUUGUGCUCAACAUGGCGGCAUGCCACACAUUCAUUUGCCAGCGGGUACGGGAAAUGGCGCCCAAUUGCUGCCCGUGCAAUUGAUUACCUUGACACCAACAGCAGGAGGUGCUGCAGCCGUGGCAGCUGCAACAGCAGCAGCAGCAGCAGCAACAGUAGGUGCAGCCGUCCCCACAGCAGCAACAGUGGCUGGGGCAGCAGGAGCUGUGGCAGUGGCAGCUCCGACAGCGGCAACAUCUUUGACUGGCGCCGCUUGGCCACUUGUGGAGGCGCCAAUUUACAUAGACAUCAAUGGGGAAUAUCGUAGCUUUUGCCCGGCACAUGGACCACCAGCAGGGACAGGGCCAAAUGGCGCCAUAUCCCAUCACCAUCAUCAUGCCCAUGCCCAUCCACACGCACAUCAUCCCCAUCCACAUGCUCAUGCCCAUCAUCCCCAUCCCCAUCUGGGGCAGCAGCAGCAGCAGCAACAGCAACAGCAACAUCUUCAUCAUCAGCAACAACAGCAACAGCAGCAGCAGCAGCAGCAGCAGCUUCAUCAUCAUCAUCAGCAACAUGGGCAACAUCAGCAACAUUCGGCGGCAGUGGCUGCUGUGACAAAUGCAGCAGCAGCAGCCGCCGCAGCAGCCUCGGCUCCUCGUUUGUUGCUGCAACUGGACGUUGCAACAGUCCAGCAGCAGCAGCAGCAGCAGCAGCAACAACAACAACAACAACAACAACAACAACAGCAACAACAAAUCGUUGCCGCUGGCAAACGCAGCAAAGUUUAUCGAGGUAAGCAACAAUCAAAGAUGAUUACAUAUACGAACCGUUUCGGCGUAAAGUGUCCCGCAACCGUUCAAAUGGUUUCCCAGAGUCGACCGCCGCCACCGAUGACGGUGCCCGUCCAGGUGCCGCAGUACGUCAAUGAGAAUGGAACUGUGACCCACGUGAUGCUGUCCCCGCAGCAAUACCAACAGCUCCAUCCCGGACAGGGACACCUGCAUCCACCGCCAUUCAUAAGCGCCAAUGGUACAUCGCAUUUCUAUACGCCGGCCAUGGCCGGCUAUCCACCAGGUCCUGCUGGCAAUGGACCACCACACUAUCAAAUGCCGCCGCCACAGGGUGCGCCACAGCAGCAGCCACCGCCCAGUGUAGGAGGCGGAGGUGGACCGCCGCAGCCUGUGAAUGCGGCACAGCAGCAGCAGCAGCAGCAGCCACCGCCAGCAGUCCACACACAUUCCCCGCACUCGCCGUCGCCGCCCAACUAUCGGGAUGAGCGCAGCCAGCGGCAACAUACGAAGCUGCUACGGAAGUUGGAGAAGCAAAGGGAGUCCAAUCCCGCCUUGUCCACGCCCACACAUUCGCCUUCGCUGCGCGGUGUCAACGAUCUGAAUGGCCAUCACACCAACAACAACAAUAACAACAACAUUCCCGUGGGUGUACUGCCCCUGCCACCGCACCUCAACAAUCACAACCAUCACAUGAACAGCAACAACAACAACAACAGCAGCAGCCACUUGCACAACAACAACAAUCAUGUGCGUCGCCUCGCCCAGCAGCAACUGCAACAGCAGCAACAACAGCAACAGCUGCAGCAGCAGCAGCAGCCGCAGAGGAACGGCAAUCCCAAUGCCAUUCCUCAAGGACCAGCCACGCCACUGCCCCAGCGAGCGGGCAGCAGUGUGGGUGGCGCCAGUUCGGUGGGCACAUCCGAGGAUGGCGAAGACAACUCCAGUUUGGCCGGAGAGGAUGAGGAGGACUACCAGUCGACGAUUGUGGAGCAAAUCUCGGCCAUUGAGAAGCCCGAGGUGAUUGAUGUGACCUCGCGAGCAGCGAAAAUCAUCUGGGAAUCGCCCGUCAUCACGGACGCCUUGCUCAUCAAUAUGCGCGACCUGCGCUACCAGGUUCUGCUCAGCGACUCGGGCAAACAGUGCAAAUACAAGAGUCUCUAUCGAGGCGAGGCAUACGAAUGCAUUGUGCAGGAUCUGCAGCCGGGGCAGGACUAUCUGGUGCGACUGCAGGUGCACUACCAGAAGCUGCAGGGCACUGUCAGCGAGCCAACAGAGUUCCGCACCCCAGCUUGUGAGCCGGACCAGCCUCUGCCCCCUAAGCUGGUGUCCCGCACCAAGAGCUCCAUCAAUCUGCGCUGGGCUGCACCGCCUGCGAAUGGAGCGACCAUUCAGCACUAUCUGCUGGAGUACGACGAGGGCAAGGGCCAGCCCCUAAAGUUCGUGGAGCUGGCCAAGAUCAAGGCCAAGCACUAUGUGAUCAGCAAGCUGCAGCCCACGACAGUCUACAGCUUCCGUCUGGCCGCCGUCAACGAGGUGGGCCAGUCCCUGUACUCGUCCAUCAGCAGCUACAGCACCGCUGGCAAUCCCCCAGCGGCGCCCAAGCCGCCGCAGCUGCACUCGAGCAGCCCCAGUUCGCUGAAGCUGUUCUGGGAGCGGCGCACCCAGGAUGGGGACUUUCUGCUGCAGCUGCAGGAUGCUGAGUCCGGACACGGCUACCUGAACACCUACAAGGGUACCGAUCUCCACUACGAGUGCCUACAGCUGCGCCGGGCGUGCAGCUACCAGUUCCGUCUCCGGUCCGAGAACGAGGCCGGAGUCUCGCCCUGGUCGCCAGAGGUUAGCUACCGAACGGCUGCCGAGCGUCCGGGCAGGCCGGGCAAGCCUAGUGCCAAGGGCAAGAUCCAUGGCACCCACUUUAAGGCGCGCUGGGACACGCCCGCCGACACUGGUGGAGCGAGCAUCCUUCGCUACCAUCUGGAACUGAGCUCGGGGCCUGUGUUCGAGCGCAUCUACAGCGGCUCCGAGUCCGAGGCCAUGUGCGAGCGCCUGCAGCCCGGGACCACAUAUCAGCUGCGUGCCUGCUGCGAGGGUCCCGCCGGCCAGAGUCCCUACUCCGACAUCGGACAUGUCACCACAGAGGCUGUGGCCCCGGCGGCCCCACCUCCACCGUACUCCAGUGACCCGCCCUCGCCGUAUGCAGCACUCCUGAAGCUCCAUCAGCCUGAAUACAAUGGCGGGGCCCCCAUCCUGGAGUUUGAGGUGCAAAUGCGACGCUUGGAGCAAGUGCAGCCACCCCACAUCGUGUACAGAGGCAAGCAGGCGUACUUUGUGGCCCAGGAUCUGGUGCCUGGCGGCAUGUACGAGGUGCAGGUGCGCGCCAUCAAUCGCAUCGGAGCUGGCAACUGGUCCCAGUGGAUGAAAUUCACAGCAGCAGCUGCCGCACCAGGUGUGCCCGAGGAACUGCGCGUGCUGGUCAAGUCGGCCACCCAUCUGAGCGUGAGCUGGCAGGCGCCGCUCCAGGACAACGGCGCUCCAGUCACCAACUACAUCCUGAAGAGUGCCAGCCAAGAGAAGCGCAGCGAGGAGCAAGAGCAGGAGCCUCUGAGAGAGCCACCCAGCACGGAGUUCCACAACUGCUACCAGGGAGCGCUGACGUGUGCCGAACUGAGGAACCUCGCACCCUUCACACGCUACUUCUUCCGCAUCCUGGCCAGCAAUGCCGCCGGCUCUGGCACCGCCUCGGAUGUGGUGUGUGUGAGCACCCCGGCCGCCGUGCCCGGCGCACCCCAAAUGCAGGGCUACGAAUUCACAGCCCAAGAGGUGACUCUCAACUGGACCCAGCCGGCGGCGCACGGCUCGCCCAUCUGCUCGUACAACAUUGAGUAUGGAGAGCGGACGAUUGCCACACCGGAUGCGUGCACUCGUUACACAGUGACGGGGCUGAUGCCCGAGACCAGCUACAAGUUCCGCGUCCAGGCCGUAAAUGCCAUCGGAGCCGGAGCAUUCAGUGCCUAUGCGAAGUUGACCACGCAGCCGGCGCCACCAGCUCCACCGCGCCUCGAGUGCAGCGGUGCGGGCCACAACUACAUCAAGCUGAAGUGGGGCGAGGGUGGACCGGGCGGCAAGACCAAUGGAGCAGCGGCCGCAGGUGGCGCUGACUUCACCAAGUACUUUGUGGAGAUGUACGUGAGCCGAGCGAAGCAGUUCCAGGCCGUCUACUCCGGCACCAAUUGCAUGUGCAAGGUGCACAAGCUGCAGGAGCGCAGCAGCUAUACCUUCCGCAUCUACGCCCACACGGACAGGGCUGGCGAUGGUGACUACUCCGAGGAUUAUGUGUUCGAGACGAGUGCCACGCUGCCGGCCAACAUCAAGCCGCCUCGUGUCGUGCACGAGAACAGUGUGUGCCUGAUGGAUCUGCCCGGACAGUUGGGCAUGCAGCUGACCCUCGAGUGGCAGCACUCGAAGAACUCCUUCCACGACCGUGUCGAGUACGAGCUGCAGUACGCGGUUCUGAGUGCCGCUGAACUGGAAACGGAGACGCCCAAGGGUCGCAGCAGCAGUUCCAGCGGCAGUGCGAGCGGAGCUCCACUCAAUCUGGCCAACCAGGACUAUCGUCAGCUGUACCGUGGCCCUGAGACAAAGUUCACCAUUGACAAUCUGGCUGCGGGCACCUGUUACCAGUUCCGCGUCUGUCCCGUGAGGAUAGCGUCCGGCGGAGAGCUGCUCUACGGCCAGCCAUCGAGUCCGUUGCGGUAUCAGGUGUCCAACGAGCUGGAUCCCAGUUCGGCCACCUGCCACCACCACCUGCACGGCUCCACGUCCCCCAAUACGGCCACACACUCCUCGCAGCGAAGCAGCCGGAAGCUGUCGGCGGGUAAUGGCUCCACCAAUGGCCUGCACCUGAGGUCCGUGAGUGCCUCGGCCAUCAGUGGCAGCAGCGGCGUGGGAGCCGAUCCCCUGGCCAUUGGCAGGCUGCAACAGGAGCUGUCGAACUUCAAUGCCUGCGGCGAUCCACUGCAUCACCAUCAUCAUCACCACCACCAUCAUCAUCAGCCGUGUGGCGGCGAUGGCAACGCAUCGUCUGGCUCCUCCACGGCAGGCUCGAGCUGUGCCGGCUCCAAUCUCCUUCUGCGCGGCAAUCACAUGCAUCACCAGCACCACUUGCAUCACUCCCAUCACAUGCACCAUGCCCAUCAUCCGCACGGCGGCGGUGUCGUCGGCGCCAUCACCGGUAGCUCCUCAACGGCCAUCUCCGCACGACUGGCCAGCCAGGGCGGUUCCCUGCGUCGCUUUGCGGCCAAGAUGACGUCUCUGUACAGCAAUCGGAAGCGGCUGAGUGACCAGCAGAAGGCCGUCUGCAUUGUGGUUUCAUUUCUGUUCGUCACCAUCCUGGCGGCGAUGCUGGUCAACAUGUUGCGCGGCUAAAGUGACUCUCCAACUGUAAGCAUGCAAAUCACAGCAAAAUCGAUAACAAAAAAGUAACAAAAAAUGUGAAGAAACAAAACGAAGGAAUAAAACAAAUGCACUUUAUGUAUGUCUCAAAGAAGUGAUUCAAACAAUUAGUUGUAAUUAUGUAUUUUUUAUAUAAACAAAAACGAAAUCAAAAUCAAAUUGUAAAUUGUCUAAUUUUAAACAAACGAAACUGAAAACCAACCAACCAGCAAAAUAAGAACAGGAAACACCUAGAAGAAAAAAACACAAUAAACGAUGGCGGAACAAAAGGAUUAAAACUAAUACAUUCACACACGCGUCUAAAUGUUUGUAAAAUGUUACAAUAAUGGUAUUUACUUACGAGUACAUAUAUGUAAUAUUUGUUGUUGCUAAAAAUCAUUGUCACAAAACGAAACAAAACAAAAGAAUAAUCUCCAUAUGUGCUAUAUAAAAAGAGUUUUUUAUACCCCCUGCUCCACUCUCUCUCAAAAAGAAACAACUGUAAGGCUCACGAGUACUUGUCAAACCUGCUCCAAAAUGCUUCUCAAACUGUUAAUUUAAUGCGCGUAUGCGAUGGCAUGGCAGGCAGCUUUGGCAAGACACACAAACAUUUGCAUUUGCUCUGCAUGUAAGACUAGCAUUUGGAGGCGUGACCCAGCCCCCUAAAUACUUAUACAUUCUUGAAACAGAUCCGAAUUUUGAUUAUUAAUUUUAAAUGAUUUGUGUGAAAACACUCUAGGAAUGUAAAUAAUAGUUCAAGCUACAUAAACAAAAAAAAAAACAAAAAACUAUGAAAAGGCAUAGUGGGCCGUAAAAAUAAUGGAGAGCAAAUGCAAAACGAUUUAAAAACGAAAUAAAUGAAUUUAUUAGACUACCAGCAAACAAGUAUUCCCGUGCUGUACAAUUGUUUCCCCAAUCGCUCCAAUUUACACACAUACACACUUGCAUAGAUAUAUAAAUGUAUGAAUAUGUAAACAGCAGACGCUUUUUUCCAUUCUCACAAAACAUUUUUAUACGAAUUAUAUUACACAAUUUAUUAUGAUAAACCAUUAAAUACAUAUUCAAAGGACAACCACACAAGAUGAGGAAAACGCAAAAAGGGAGAACCAAGGCAAGUCCCCAGUUGGGGCUGCCAUAUUGUUGGCUCAUUGUUGCAUUUUUUCACAACCGACUAAAACAAAUUGAAUCCAAAAUAUUUUUGUAUGCUUGUCCACUGCUAUAGCAGUCCCAACUGGGAAAAAUGAAGAAA